GAUCUCUGCCCGCCCCCUCUUCACUCGUCACUAGUUGAUGAGGCACCCUUGGCGCCUGGUCGUGUAGACGAACGGGUGCACCGACUCCUUGGGAGGAUAAUAACUAUGAAUGCAAAAGCAAGACGCCCACUUUCCUGUCCCCUCGCUCUUUCAGCCCCUCGGGAAGAUCAUAGUGCCUUUAGCCCAAGCAUGGCCUUGAGCGACUUCAUCACACCUGCGUGAGGUCACAAGCAGUCACAAGGGGUGAGGCGAGUUCUGAGUGAAAGAAACGGAGCGGGGCUGAGGCCAAGGAGAGAUUGGACUGUGUCUCACAUGCUCUUGACGCAGAAGGUUUUGAAACUUUUUUCACCUCGUCCGAAAUGGCUGCCUCCCAGUGUCUCUGCUGCUCAAAAUUUCUCCUCCAGAACCUCGCCUGUUUCCUCACGAACCCACAUUGUGGCAGCAUCAUUAAUGCAGAUGGCCAUGGUGAAGUGUGGACAGAUUGGAAUAAUAUGUCCAAGUUUUUCCAGUACGGAUGGAGAUGCACCACUAAUGAGAAUGCCUAUUCGAACCGUACCCUGAUGGGCAACUGGAACCAGGAAAGAUAUGACCUGAGGAAUAUCGUGCAGCCCAAACCCUUGCCUUCCCAGGGACAGAGAAGACAGAUCACCCAGGGGACCAGUCGCAAGGAUGGGUGCAGGCCUGGCAUCUGCUGCCUCUCUGGCUCCAAUGCCUGGCUUUGUGGUUUCUGGAGGGGUCGCGCUGCGCCUGUUGGGGCUGCACCUCGGACCAGGGCUCCCACUGCAUCUGCAGCCAUGUCGGGCCGCUCAGUGCCACAUGCCCACCCAGCCACCGCUGAGUACGAAUUUGCCAACCCGAGCCGCCUGGGUGAGCAGCGCUUCGGAGAAGGCCUCCUGCCAGAAGAGAUCCUGACCCCCACACUCUACCAUGGCUACUAUGUCCGGCCUCGGGCCGCCCCAGCUGGGGAGGGCAGCAGGGCAGGGGCCUCCGAGCUUAGGCUCAGUGAGGGCAAGUUCCAGGCAUUUCUGGAUGUGAGCCACUUUACCCCAGACGAGGUGACUGUGAGGACUGUGGAUAACCUGCUGGAGGUGUCUGCCCGGCACCCCCAGCGCCUGGACCGCCACGGCUUCGUGUCCCGAGAGUUCUGCCGCACCUAUGUUCUGCCUGCUGAUGUCGACCCCUGGCGGGUCCGAGCUGCUCUCUCCCAUGAUGGCAUCUUAAACCUGGAAGCGCCUCGGGGUGGCCGACAUUUGGACACAGAGGUCAAUGAGGUCUACAUCUCCCUGCUCCCUGCGCCUCCUGAUCCAGAGGAAGAGGAGGAGGCAGCCAUAGUUGAGCCCUGAUUGCCACAGACCCAGCACCCAGCAAAUCCCUCUCUACCUCCCAUGGUGAUAUGGGCAGCUGCCCACCACUCCAGAGGUAGCAGCAUCCUUGGGGGAAAGGAAAGGUGCAUGGUCCACAAUGUAUGGUUUGGUCCCAUGGGACGUGUCAUAGCCUUGGUUUAGUUUUGGGUGGAGCCGAAUAAACCCAAAUCUCAGGGC
Piliocolobus tephrosceles (Ugandan red Colobus) is the source of this 1541-nucleotide messenger RNA. It is a transcript of the gene HSPB2, whose product is annotated as heat shock protein family B (small) member 2. Gene Ontology annotation, molecular function: structural constituent of eye lens. The transcript is spliced from 5 exons. The coding region runs from base 360 to 1343 and encodes 327 amino acids. Lineage: Eukaryota; Metazoa; Chordata; Mammalia; Primates; Cercopithecidae. Gene Ontology annotation, biological process: flagellated sperm motility; response to heat; negative regulation of apoptotic process. Gene Ontology annotation, cellular component: nucleus; cytoplasm. The record is from RefSeq and is a predicted model, not a curated record.